UUUUACUUUUGGAUUUUAGAUGGUAUAUGCAGCUCUUGAAAAUGGUGCUACAAGAAUUUUUAAAAGGAGCAUCCCACUGGAUGAAAUAUUAUCAUACGAGGAGCUCUUCACUUUGCCUUCCUACACUAGUGUCAAAGACUUUAUUAACCAGCUCAUUUUUUUAGACAAUUGUCCUUUUGGAGUCAUGCAUAUACAAACAAAAGAAAUAGACCAGUACUACAACCGAAUACAGAGUUACAUCGCCAAACCACCAUGGAUCUAUUCCAGCACUGGCCUGUACGAUGAUUUCUCUCUGACUAUCUAUCAGGGUCUGCUUUAUGGACUGUUUAACCUGCAUUCAACUUAUUAUAGACCCUAUGCUGAUCCAGUCCACGAUCCUACAUGGAGGUGGUGGCAAAAUUCACGGAAAGCUCAGCAUUACUACUUCUACAUGGCCAGUAAUAAACUCUCCAAAGCAGGACUCUAUGUGGAAACAUAUGAUUUUCGGAAGAAAUAUGACACGUUGGAAUUUGAUAGAACGCCUGACAUCAUUUACCUGGACAAGGGCAAAUGGUAUGAAUUUACCAUCUACCUCACUGUGAACACUGGUGAGUUCAAAUAUUAUUUCUACAUGCCAGCCUCACUUCAGUAUAAGGAGUCAAAGCAAGGAGCGCCUGUUAAAAAUCAGUUGCUCAACUUUAAGGAGAUGCAAGGAUCUGCAUAA
Molecule: messenger RNA, 703 nt
Organism: Amblyraja radiata (thorny skate)
Lineage: Eukaryota; Metazoa; Chordata; Chondrichthyes; Rajiformes; Rajidae
Product: cation channel sperm-associated protein subunit gamma-like
Exons: 4
Coding region: 20-703 (227 amino acids)
Cellular component (GO): sperm principal piece; motile cilium; CatSper complex
Source: RefSeq, a predicted model, not a curated record